AGAAUUUUAUAUAAAAAACAAAAAAGAGGAGAGGCCCGGUCUGCCGGAGCGGAGGGGUGCCGAUCCCGUCGCCGCCGCUACCCCCUCCUCAAUCGCGAGCAACUCCUUCCGGAUUCGCACCGAGCUUUCGACGAUUUUGAUGAGAUUAGAAGCCUAAACCAUCCGGGCAUCGGUAUGCUGCGGAAGGCCGUCGUCGCCUUCAUCGCUUGCGCCGCCCUGUACCUCGCCUUCUCCGCCUACUCCCGGCGCCAGAGCAUUGCAGAGGUUCAAUUACCAGCAGUUACUCACAGGGUCUACCUAGAUGUAGAAAUUGAUGGCCAACACAUAGGUAGAAUUGUUAUUGGUCUCUAUGGGGAGGUUGUUCCAAAAACAGUUGAAAACUUUAGGGCCCUUUGUACAGGUGAAAAAGGUGUCGGGUCCAAUGGCAAACCUCUUCACUAUAAAGGAACACCAUUCCAUCGUAUUAUCCCUGGCUUCAUGAUUCAGGGUGGUGACAUAGUUAGAGGUGACGGGAAAGGAAGUGAGUCUAUAUAUGGAGGCAUCUUCCCAGAUGAGAAUUUCACUGUGAAACAUACACAUCCAGGUGUUGUUGCUAUGGCGAAUUCUGGACUUGAUUCCAACGGAUCCCAGUUUUACAUAACUACUAUCAAGACAAGCUGGUUGGAUGGGGAGCAUGUUGUCUUUGGCAGGGUGAUCCAGGGAAUGGAUACCGUGUACGCCAUUGAAGGGGGUGCUGGGACUUACAAUGGCAAGCCGAGGAAGAAGGCGGUGAUCACUGACUCUGGUGAGAUACCCAAGGAGAAAUGGGGUGAUCAGGAAGCUUAGGCUGUUCUGCAUUCCUUGUCACCAUGCCAUCUUCAACUCAGGCGGCCAUAUACUUCUUUUUUCCUUGACCUCCAUGGUGUGCCACAGUUCAACAGGACUUCUGGAAUGUUGUAUAUCGUAGCUAGUUUAUGGCCAGUCGAACUGACUCCGAUCCCUUGAGUUGUGAAGUGGAGAUCUGAAAAGUCUUUAGCUAGCUUUGUUACCUUGAUACCUGGAUUGACAAUCUUGUGUCUGAAGUUAUUCUGCCAUAUAUAUAAGGAAGCUCGUAGCAUGUGCAUAACACUCUUGUUUA
This is a messenger RNA of Sorghum bicolor (sorghum), 1117 nucleotides long. Its product is annotated as peptidyl-prolyl cis-trans isomerase CYP21-1. Gene Ontology annotation, biological process: protein peptidyl-prolyl isomerization; protein folding. Bases 175 to 825 code for a protein of 216 amino acids. The record is from RefSeq and is a predicted model, not a curated record. Gene Ontology annotation, molecular function: peptidyl-prolyl cis-trans isomerase activity. The transcript has 7 exons. Lineage: Eukaryota; Viridiplantae; Streptophyta; Magnoliopsida; Poales; Poaceae. Gene Ontology annotation, cellular component: intracellular membrane-bounded organelle.